Molecule: messenger RNA, 468 nt
Organism: Racocetra fulgida
Lineage: Eukaryota; Fungi; Glomeromycota; Glomeromycetes; Diversisporales; Gigasporaceae
Source: the annotation of a GenBank genome assembly
UUACGUGAAGGAGAUAUAAAAGCUAUUACCCUCAUAGACGAACAUGCAAAACAAUUAUCUAAUUCUAUGUUUGCAUACACAGAGUAUCUUGGAUGUUCUUUGCGGAAUGGAUGCCGCAAAGGCAAAUGUGGUUGGAAAGGUCGUAUUGUAGUUCCUCGUGACAAACCACUUAACUUAUGUAACAUUGAAUAUCACGGAAGUCAUGAUCCAGAACAUGUUCGAAAAAAGCCACUUCGAAUGACUAAUUCAGUUAGAAAAACAAUAUCAAAUCGAGCUACAAACGUAACUCCUUCGAUACUGGCAACAGAACUAAUGAAUGGUGCUAAGAUUUUAAGUACAACUGCCACCACACCAGAAAACCAAGUGCCACCAACAUCUACCCGGUUUGUUCCUAAUCUUGAGGCAAUUCAAAAUGCACUUAAAUAUGAUAAAAAAUUGCAUUAUCCAAGUGUAUUAGAAUAUGAAAAA